AUGUCCAAAUUGAUCACUGUCUUUGGUGCCACCGGCAACCAGGGCGGCUCCGUCAUUGAGGCCAUCCUCGCCGAUUCUAAGCUCUCUAAGGAGUUCAAGAUUCGCGGUAUUACUCGCGAUACCACGAAGAAGUCCGCUCAGGAUCUCGCUAAGAAAGGUGUUGAGGUUGUCACGGCGAAUCUGGACUCUGUCGAUUCCCUGACUUCUGCCCUUGAGGGUUCCCACACUGUCUUCCUGGUCACUAACUACUGGGAGGCUAUGAAUGCCGAUAUCGAAUUCUCACAGGGCAAGAAUGUUGCAGAUGUUUCCAAGGCUCUCGGUGUUUCCCACCUUAUCUUCUCUUCGCUCCACAACGUGACAGAGAAGACCAACAAGGACGUCUAUCCCAUCAAGGCCAAUAUUGAGAAGUAUAUCCGGGGUUCUGGUGUUGGAUGCAGUUUUGUGCUCCCUGGAUACUAUAUGAGCAACUUCAUUCAGAUGCUUAAGCGUGCUGAGGAUGGAUCGUACCAGCUGUUCUAUCCUGUUGGUAACGAGGCUAAGUUUCCUCUCUUUGAUGCUGUCCAGGAUACUGGUCUUUUUGUGAAGGUUGCCCUGAAGCACGCAGACCAAUUAAAGAACAAACAGGUUUUAGCUGCUGCGGACUACUACACUCCUCAAGAGAUUGUGGACACAUUUUCCAAGGUUUCAGGCAAGAAGGCUGUCUUUAUCCAGAUUAGCUCUGAGCAAUACAAGGCAUCUUUGCCUACCGCUGUUGCUACCGAGUUCCUCGAGAAUCAGCUCUUUGUGGAGGACCCUGGCUACUAUCUGGGCGAGUCGCUUGAACCCACCCUGAAGCUUGUUGAUUCUAAGCCUACUACCUGGGAGGAAUUUGUUAAGAAGAAUGUUUCGGCCUGGCAAUAA
Molecule: messenger RNA, 900 nt
Organism: Penicillium waksmanii
Lineage: Eukaryota; Fungi; Ascomycota; Eurotiomycetes; Eurotiales; Aspergillaceae
Product: NmrA/HSCARG family protein
Exons: 4
Coding region: 1-900 (299 amino acids)
Source: RefSeq, a predicted model, not a curated record